AUGGCGUCUGCAGCGCCGAGAAGGCCACCAUUCGUUAGAAAUGGAGGCUUCACGGCCGAUCAUUCGCGAUCCCAGUCUUUCGCUGAAGGUACAGGCCCUACUCGAAGUAGACUGCGCCGGACUGUGUCCAUUCGAGGGGUCAACGCACACUUGGACUCAUCAGAGUCAGUCCCUAGCGAACAUAGCUCUCUCCAUUAUGGUUUCCUGACUAGUUUGGAUGGGUGCGAUGACGAUGAAGCACCCCAUGAGGAUCAAAAGCGAGAAAAGGAGGACAGCUUCGGACGAUGGCAGCCCGGUGUCGCUGGUGGAAAAAGGAGAGGGGUGUAUCGAUCCGUAACUCACAGUGGAUGGCGGCCUCAUGUCCUUGAUCCCAUCAGCGAACAUCCGAGUUUCUCUACGCUCCAAAGCUCUGCCUCGCCGCUAUCCAGGGAGCUGCUCUUGUCCACUGGCGUUUCUUUCAGGUCACGGUUGUCUUUUGGUGCGUCGCUGCUCGGAAAUCGAUACGGAGAUAAAGUCUACUCUCUAGACGAUCUCGAUAUUCCUUCUUUUCGUCCUAAAUUUCCGUUUUCUUCUCUCCCUGCUUACCUUCGUCGAUCCAGUCGAUUAUCGUCCUCCUAUGGAAGCUUUUCUGAACAGCCCCGGCUCAGUGAGCGUUUUUCUCCCGUUCAACCUCUGGAGCCCAUAUACCCUCCCCCAAUUCGGAGUGUUACACCGCCAGGGCUUCCGUCGUUUGGAACGCCGGAGGCCGUUCGGUAUCGUCUUUCGUCCCAGACCACUCCAGGGUCCGGAAAUGAUGUUGAGGUGGACGAUUGUACGUGCUGCUUCCUUGGACUGCCGCGAUUCCUUGCUCUAUCUUCGUCUUCCCCGUCGCGCGUACCGGGGUUGCCAGCGGGAGCAAUUGCGCGUGCGGACGAUGGAACUCUCGUUCGGGGGCGUUUUGGCAUUCGUCAAAGCGGGCAUGGUGUGGGCGCGGGACGCUUACAGAAUCACCCGUUUUCUCGCGAACCAUCACCUGCUGGAUGCAUUCGGGAUACCAAAGAUAAUGGUUCAGUCAAUCAGGGUCGAAGGCAGGGAUCUCUUUGUUGCAACAAUGCGGCUGCUACUCCUCCACAGACCACUCCCGGGGCUUCCGCUUCUAAACCGAGCAGUGGUAGUGGUUCUCUUGCUCCUCGUAGAGUUCAUUUUGUCGACGGUACAGGCCCAGUUGAUACCACAUCAGUUCCUCUUCCUUCAUACAUCAGACACCCUCCUCUGGUUGCGCCCGCCCCUAGGGUUGAAACAUCGCCGCCCAGUACAAGCUUUGGCAUGGCGUGCACUGUGACAGCUACUGCCGGCAAUUCUCGUGAAGAGUCUACAUUACCUUUUCAAUCGGUUUCGGGUAGCGCAAUUCCCGAUCCUGUGGGCUUCUCGGCUGCCCCUCCCGUUGCUAAUAGUCACAAGUCCUGGGAAUACCUUUCAUUUGUUACCCUCGCUGCAGAAUGUUGUCGACUGUGGUUCAUCCAUCACUUGAAUGAAGGUACAAGACUCAGCUUAGGGCAGGAAGCUGAUGAUCGGGUGGAGCGCCAAAGUUGCUUGAAUUUUAGGGAGUUUUGGAGGCGUGGAAAGAAAGCGUCUCAGCCAUGGAUUCCGGCUUGGGGCUAUCGGCCCGCUAGCUCUAGGUGA
Coccidioides immitis RS is the source of this 1662-nucleotide messenger RNA. RefSeq lists its product as uncharacterized. The transcript has a single exon. The record is from RefSeq and is a predicted model, not a curated record. Lineage: Eukaryota; Fungi; Ascomycota; Eurotiomycetes; Onygenales; Onygenaceae. The coding region runs from base 1 to 1662 and encodes 553 amino acids.